Molecule: messenger RNA, 2328 nt
Organism: Odocoileus virginianus texanus
Lineage: Eukaryota; Metazoa; Chordata; Mammalia; Artiodactyla; Cervidae
Source: RefSeq, a predicted model, not a curated record
UUUGGUUUUAUUUGUUCUGUAGACUUUGAAGGUAUGACCUUCCUUGAAACUGAGCAAGGAAAACCAUUUGUGUCAGUAUUCAGACAUUUAAGGUUACAGUAUAUUAUCAGUGAUUUGGCCUCCGCAAGAAUUAUUGAACAAGAUUCUCUAGUACCUUCAGAAUGGCUAUCUUCUGUGUAUAAACAGCAGUGGCUGGCUAUGCUCCGAGCAGAACAAGACAGUGAGGUGGGGCCUCAAGAAAUUAAUAAAGAAGAACUAGAGGGAAACAGCAUGAGGUGUGGUAGAAAGCUUGCCAAAGAUGGUGAAUACUGCUGGCGGUGGACAGGUUUUAACUUCGGCUUCGACCUGCUUGUAACUUACACCAAUCGAUACAUCAUUUUCAAACGCAAUACACUGAAUCAGCCAUGUAGUGGAUCUGUCAGUUUACAGCCUCGAAGGAGCAUAGCAUUUAGAUUACGUUUGGCCUCUUUUGAUAGCAGUGGAAAACUAAUAUGCAGUAGAACAACUGGCUAUCAAAUACUUACACUUGAAAAGGACCAGGAACAAGUAGUGAUGAACUUGGACAGCAGGCUUCUGAUCUUCCCUUUAUAUAUCUGCUGUAACUUCCUGUAUAUAUCGCCAGAAAAAAGAACUGAAAAUAGUCAUCAUCCAGAAAAUCCAGAAAACUGAAGAUCUCACCAGUUGGAAACAGUAGCACUUUGAAAACUUUUUGGCCAGCUUUAAUUUAAUGGCCCUGCAGAUAUUCACAUCUAAGGUGACUAACAAUGACAAAGGCCUUACGAACUGUACAGAUAAUACAGAAGACUAUUCUUAUCCUCAUUACAUUUCUAUGCAUAUAUGGAAAAGCAUUUUAAAGCCAAGAGAAUAUCUGUCAAACCAUUUGCUAAUAAAGAUAUCAACUCAUGCUUUUUAAUUUAGCAUCAGUAGAAAAUUGCUAUAGGAAAAUUUCACAUUCCUCUGCAACCAUAGAGUCAGUUUUCAGCUUGAACUUUGAUCCUACUUAAUGUUAGUGAACCUCAAUAAUCCGUCUGUUAGUUUCAUUUUUAUUUGACUAAAAGAAUGCUAAAGGAAUAAUCUGGCCAAUUAUAAGUGCUCUUUCAAUUGGUGUAUUUAAAGCUGUCCUUAAUUUUUUUUCAACUGCUCUUUAUGAUUCCUCCUACUAGUCAGAUAUUCUUCCAGUCUUUAUAUGUUAUUAAUCAUUAAAUUUUUUUUCAUGGUUUUGAAGACUAAGCUGAGGAACUUUUAUUUAACUUAAGCAUUUUCAUGCUUUUUUAUUUUGCUUUCCUAGAAUUUUAACAAGAAAAAAAUCAGCUUCAGACUUUCAAAUGAUCUUGAAUAGGGGAAGAAAAUUAGUUUUAUUCUGAGGAUAUUCCUUUGCCUUUAAUGGUCUUUUCUUUGAUGUUCUGUACAACUUUAUCAUUAGGUCACAGAUUAUUUAUGUACCAAAUAUUAUACUUUAAACAUUUUCAUAUUCUGUGAUCUUUGAAUUAUUUAUUUUCAAAUUUCAGUUGGGAAUCCUAUUUCCUACUUAAGCUCAGGACUUUAUAAUCUCCGAAUUGAGUGCCUUUGAGUUACACAUAAUAUUAGAAAUCUCAUAGUAAAUGUAAAUAAGGUCGGAGGAUAUCAUAUAGAAGCUGAUAAUAAAGCAUUAAUGUAUAAAUAGAACUUAUUUUUGUCAAAAAUGAGAUGUACAUUUUUCAUGAUUUAUAUAUGUUCAGUUCUUGGAUUUACUGCUAUUUUGAAAAUAGCCAUGCUCAUCAUCUUUCCAGUCAAAGUGAGUACUUUUUGUGGUUAAUAUAUAUUUUUAGUAUGUUUUAAGAAAAAUGGGAAUUACUUUUGUGUAUCUGUACAAAUAAAUACCCAUUUGGAGAAAGAAUAAAUAACAUAUAAAAUGAACCAAAAAAAUAACUCAGUUGAAACCAGAAUUUUUUUUCCAAGUUUGAUUUUUUUCUAGUUAGAUUUAACUUUUAGAACUAAUUGCUAGUUUUUAUUCCCUAGCGAUAUGUCCAGAGAUUCAUAAAUCACUUUUGUCCUUUCAAAAUUGAUCCUCAUGGUGAAUUUAAAGGAAACUUUUAAAUGCCUUCCCUAUCUCCACCCCUAGAACUGUAGUUUGAAUGGUUUUAAUACAAUAAUUUGGCUGUAUAAAGAGACUACAUUUCUUGUUUUUGUAUUUGGCUAUAUCUCUUUCAUGAGAUGCUUUUGUUUUUUUCCUGUCUUAUUGUAACAUCAGAGAUUCCUUACCCUUACAUAAAUUUAAGUCAAAUUAUUUAAAUAACUGAAUUUUUACAAAUCUUGGGAGUAAAGAUAAUUAAAGCUUGAGUAUAUUAG